CGCCGCAGAGACAGGCCGUGCCCCUGGCGUCUAUACUGACUGCCUCCACCAAACCGGCCCAGCCUCAGCCCCAGGGACAGCGGCCGGGGAUGCCGUCGUCUCCGGUGGCGCCGCAGCCGCCGGAGCGGGUGCAGUCCCAUCGGCCACAGUUCCGGAGCGACCAGGGCGCGCAGAUGGCGCCACCGUCGCUGACCAAGAUGGCAGCACAUUCGCCGCUGGCCGAGGGGCCGCAGUCCCCUGUUCGAUCGGUGCCGAGUCCUACAUCGCCGCAGACACAGCCGAUCCGGUUCUCUACGGAGCCGCAGCGCGCCUCCCCGCCGCAGCAGCUCCCGUCUCAGAGGGACCCCUCCCCACCCACCCCCGCCGCCGAGCGGAUGGCCUCCAACCCGCCGUGGAGAGUCACCAAGAAACCAGCCACCCCGGACUGCGCCGACGGUGGCGCCCCCUUUACCGGCGCCGGUGGCGCCACCCGCGGCCAGGGCGAGCUCUACAUCCGGCCGGUAUCCAGCGAGCCGGAGCCGGUGGCUCCCGGCGUCCAGCUCCGCUCGGCUCCCGUGCCGUGGCUCAGCGGCUCCCCCACGGUGGCGGAGCCCGCGCCAGAGUUCGCCGCCGCCGCGCAGCAGAUCGAGGCGGCGCGGCAGGGCCGACUGACGCAGAGUCCGGCGCAGAGUCCGGCGGCCGCGGCCAGCCCCCAGCCGCGGUUCCCCCAGCCGCCCGCCGCUCAGGCCGUGAGGCCCCAGGUGGUCCCUCUGCAGUCGCAGUUCAGCCAGGAGGGCCCGUCUCGGCCGAGGAUGGGGUACACGCAGCAGAUGCUGCAGCAGCACAUGGACCAGGACCAGAACUACCAGCGGCAGCAGCGACAGCAACAGCAGCAGCAGCAGCAGCCGCAGUUCCAGCAGCAGCAGCCGCCGCAGAGGCAGAUCUCUCAGCAGUUCCAGCAGCAGCAGCCCCCGCAGCGGCAGAUCUCUCAGCAGAGUCAGCCGCGGGAGCACAUCAUCUCCAUCCGGCUGGAGGGUUCUCCGCCGAGAACCUCCCCUCAGCAGCCUCAGCAGCAGCCUCAGCAGUCUCAGCAGUUCCAUCCGCAGCAGCAGCAGUUUCAGCCGCAGCAGCAGCCCCGACCGGCCCACCCGGGCCCAGCGAGACAGCACAGCACCAGCGCACAGAGGGUGAUCCCCGUCCAGCUCUUGGCUUCUGAGGACGGUACCCCACACGUCAGUAUUGGCGGCCGACUGAUUCCACUGACGGGGGAGAGCGUCACACUGCCCAUGGGCCUGGUCCUGACUGAGGCCGACCAAGCCAGUCCGCCCGUGGCGAGGACGACUGAGCCACCUCAGUCGAAAUCUUUCAGGCUGAUCCAGCAGGUGGCAGACGCCCAGGCGGCGGCGGCAGGCCCUUCAGCAGCACCUUCGGCUUCGUCAGGCGCCGCGCCGCGCCCCCGCCCCGCCAUGACCUCGGCCGACACCGGCGAUGACCUGGUGCCCUGUAUGAGGAGCGUCCAGCUCUCCGAUGGCGACAAACAGCUGAUGAGCGCCUUCAAAAACAAAGUGGAUGACGGCGGCCAGUACGAGGCGGAGCGCCGGCCGCUCUACCGCGGUGCCAACAUCCCCUCCCGCCUGUUCAGGGAGCUCGACCACACCGUGGACGGAGAGACCGACACCUACCUGCACUCGGAGUCCGACCCGCGCUAUAAGGGCGCGCACAUACCCUCUCGGACGUUCCGCAUCCUGCAGGCGGCCACAGGCGGCGCCGAAGGCGUUUCAGGCGGCGCCCCGCCCUCCAGCUCACGGAUAGGCGGUCCGGGCCAGAACAGAACAGUGGUGGUCACCAUGCCAACAGGAGGUGCCAGCGGCCCGGCCGUGCCCCCGUCCCAACAGGAGGUCCCUGAGCCCAGGAAAUACACGGGCGGCCAUAUUCCCUCGCGCAGCUUCCAGAUGCUGCAGCAAAUGACAGCCGAUGAUCAAGCUUUCCGCCGGCUGGGCCUGCCGUUCGGCCGUGACGUCAUCAGAGGCAGCUCUGACGUCACUGGAGGCAGCUCUGACGUCAUCCGGGGACAGCGCCGGAGGAGGGCGUGGCUGCUGCACACAGACCUGCCGGCCACGGCCCCUGCACCCGGUACUCCUUCAAGAGUGUCUGCAAGGACAUCGGCAGGUCUCAGAGAUGCUAGGAACACUGAGGAAGAGGAGCCGGUGAAGACUCCGGGACAUUCGAGACUGGCUCGGCUGCUGUCGAACUUCGAAGAUGACGAGCGGGAUAGCCGUGUGCCGAACGGAAUUUCAGUGAAGGAGAGCGGGAGGUGUGGUAGUGUGAGAGAGGCUGCUGUGAGCGCCGUUGGUACUUGUUAUAGCAAUGGUAGUGAUAAUGUUGGUGGUGAAAGAAGGGUCUGCGGUGCGCCUGCGAGAGACCGUAUCACUAUCAGCAGAGAGAACUUCAGGUCCAAACGAAACGGUGACGCCUGCGUUCCAAACUGCAAUAGAUACGGCGAAUACGAAAGGUAUCUGCCAUGGGAGGCAUUGAAGAGCAAACAAUGCCAAGGACUGUGUAGAAAUGACGUCUGCCAUAGACUGUUAGACGACUGUGUGGCCAGUCCGGUGCGGACGAACACCGCCAACAACAGUGGCGGUGGCAGGGGUGUUCGAAUGAGCAGCAUCAACAGCAUCGGCAGCGUCAGCAGCGUCAGCAGCGGCUUUGGCGACGCCGAGGAGACGAUCUCCGAGCCGGAGGUAGACGGGGACGAACCUGAAACGGAGAGCACAGAAGAACUGGGCGCCGGAGGCAGGGAACUUGUGAUGGAGGACUUGGAUGCCCAUGAGAACGAAGCGGAGAGCGUUAAUAGACAGGAGUGCGUGAAGGAAGAACAUUGUGCGCCUGCUUCCUACCGUGGAGGGCACACGCAGCGGGAGCUGGGCCGCGGUGGACAGGACCGGCUCGGUUCUGUGCGGACGGGAGAUGACGCCAAGCAAUGCGGCGAAACCGACGGAACAUGUGAAAAAUCCGACACCGAUACCGAAUCCGAAACCGACUCAGAGUCUGGCUCAGAGUCCGACUCUGAAUCUGACUCCGAAUCAGAGAGCUUAUCGCACCCUAGUGAAGCCUGUUUAGGGGCUGAACAUGUCGAAGAUCUGGAAAAAGAAGCUGAAGUAGGCGAAACGAGUGCCGGUGGAUGUGAGUUGGCGACCUCCUCUGAAGAAAACGACGAAGAAGAAUCCACGGUGACGUCUGACGAUGACGUCACAGAAGAUGACGGCACGCUGGUGCGGUCACGGUCGGUGACCCCAGACGUGACCUUACUCACGACGGAAAGGUCGAUGAUCUUACAGGAAAGAGGUGUGGGCCAGCAUAGUUCGAAUGGAGGUGAUCAAAGAGAAGACGAGGAAUGUCUUCUGCAGAGUCCUGCGGAAGAGGAGGAAGAAGAGGUUCAGGAGCAGCAGGUGCGAGAGGUGGUAGAGGAGAGAGUUGAUGAGGAUCAGAGGCGGGAGCUGGAGGCGCUCGUGGCCGACAUUUGGAGGAGCAGGCGGGAGUUUAACGCUGGCGAGAACGACGGAGAGCUGCUGUUCAGGGACAAACGGGAGAAGGAGUUCGACAACUGGCUGCAGAGGCUGGAGCAACGGAACGAACGGCUGAAGGCGAUGGUGGCGCCGCCGGUGGCCGAUAGUGGAACCAGAGAGGCAUUGGCGCCCGUUACGGAAGAGGGCUUGGUUUCGGAGAAGACGGAAAAAGAGACGGAAGAAGUUACGGAGGUGAGGGCACCCGGAGACGAGAAGAUCGAAGGUGAGAGCGAAGAGAGUGCGGAUGAAAAUGAAAUCGAAAGUGGCAUGAGAGAAGAGAAAGAAGAACGUCCAAAUGAAGCUGCGAAGGUCGAUGAACGCAUCGUUGAUCGUGUCGUUGGAAGUGUUCUUGAUCUUGCCACUGGUGCGCUGGCAAAUGAAGAUACAAUCAGCGAAGAAAACAGAGUUAUCAGAGGUCGCAAAGAAAGAGAUAAAGAGAGAAGCGCUCCACAAAGCUCAAUAGACUGUAACGCUAAUUUUCACAAUACUUUCUCCUCUAAUAAUCCAAACAACAAUACUCAGCAAAGUAAUGCUGCCACGGUUCGGUUUAGAAUCUCAGUGGAGUCGAAAGGCGUUCAGACGGAUGACCUCGCCUCCAUUGUCUCUAACGACACUGUCCGCGCCGCUCCGCACAGCACCGCCCUCUGUAAAAGGCACGUGCCCCACGUCAUCAUCUCGACCCCGGACCGGGAGAUGGAGGUGGACGUCCUGCUGGAGUCGCCCGACGGUACCUCUGGCCCCUACGAGGUCUGGGGCGAGUGUUACAGUAAGAUAUUCCGGCCAGUGCCUCCGGGUAACCGCCCGAGGGCACGGGAGAACACUAACACACGCUUCGCUGCGGCUAGUGGUGCUUCGAGCAUGGUGAAGGAUUCCCUUUGUAAUGUAAGGGAUUCCGUUUCCCAUGUGAAGGAUUCCGUGUCCGAGGUGAAGGAUUUUGUAACUAAGGUGAAGGCUUCUCACUGCUAUGUAACCGGUGAGCUGCGAAACCUUUCGUCGCAUGCUUCGGUGGGGGCUGCACAUUCCGCUCAGUCCCAAUCCGAGCCCCAGAGGAGAGGUCACGUGACCUUCCAGUCUGCGCUGCGGUUUUUCCGCGAUCAGACGGAGUCUGCCUCUGGCGGUCACCGCCAGGUGGCAGGGCGAUCUCCCGAGUGUUCCUCACAGAGGACGGCUCCUCAGUGGAUGUCAGGGUCCUCCCGUCCUCCUGCCGUCCCUCCAUGGGUGGCAAAACCCUCCUCCUCAGCCACUCCCGCCGCAGAGGCGCCUCCAGCGGCGGUGGGGCGAACCGCAGCUUCCCCGGCCGGCCGGCAGACGGCAGCACGGUCGCGCUGUACGGCCUCUCCACGUGUUGCAGGCUCUGCGCCGGUUCUCCCGCGUCCCGCGGAAGGACAGCCGCGCCGCUCCCCGAGCCACUACGCGCACGGCCCGGAGUCGGUCACCGCCGCCGGCCACAGUCCGCCCCCGCCCGCGCCGGCAGCGGUGGCGGCGGUGGCGGCGGGAGUCCCGACCUGCGAGCGGAUCGAGCUGGAGCGGCAGCGGCAGGAGCGGCAGCGGCGGCCGCCGACCAACGGCCGGUACGCCGGCGGCCGGAACCCGUCGCGCGCCUUUCAGCAGCUGGCCGGGGAGUACCGGGACGAGGCGAACGACUCCCGGGAGACUGUGCUGGGCGAGCUGCGCGCCGUGGGCUCGGGCCAGGCGCCGCGGCCGGCCCGGCCCUCGGCCGUACCGUCCCGGUCCUUCCGCCGCCUGCAGGAGGAGUACGGCUCCCAGGAGCCGGAGCCGGAGCCGGAGCCGGAGCCGGAGCCGGAGCGGGUCCGGAGCGGGCCGCAACAGACGGCCGUGAUCCGCACCACUCCCGAGCAGCAGAAACAGCGGAUGGCAGCCGUCUCAAAGACGUACCGGCUGCUGCAGACAGACCCGACCGCAGUGCCAUCUGUGCUGGGCAGGAACGGCCGCUAGUGCGGCCCGCCGCCACCAGAGGCGCUGGCGGCGCGACAGGAGAGUGUUUAGAGCAGCCAGUUUUAGCCGAAAACAAACACCGCGCCCGGUGAGAGCGCGCUGUGGACCACUGUACUGCCGUGACGCACGCAGCGUCUGCUUGCUGUUCUAACGCCGACGCGAGCACUGAUGACGUCAUGUGAGGCUAACCGUGGAUGUGUUUACCACUCGAUCUGAGCCAGUUUAGAGUCAAAGUCGCGUCUGGGCGUCAGUAAAUGUGCGUUUAGGUAGCAAUAUUAGCGCUGGCGGCACCAACUCACGGCGGAGCCAUCUCACAUCUGACUUGUUUUAAUUUGCUGAUAAGAUCAGAUCAGGCUUGAUCAGAUCUCUUGACAAACUGUGACAUUUAGAUUGCAAUCAUAUUGUGACCGGAUGAGUGUAGUAACACCUGCUCUGCUACGCUAAAUCAGAGGU
Molecule: messenger RNA, 5954 nt
Organism: Amphibalanus amphitrite
Lineage: Eukaryota; Metazoa; Arthropoda; Thecostraca; Balanomorpha; Balanidae
Product: ataxin-2 homolog
Exons: 9
Coding region: 90-5501 (1803 amino acids)
Biological process (GO): positive regulation of gene expression
Source: RefSeq, a predicted model, not a curated record